UCCUUUUCAGUCUGCUUUGUAGAGAUCUCCAUUGUUGCUUCAUAAUCUAUUAUGUACAACUAAUUUCGCAAAAUAGCAUUGUGAAAAGGAACCUUUUUCUGGGUCCUUCAUUUUUCACAUUGAUAUUUUCUAAAGUCAUCCAUAUAUGGGAUAACUUGUAGUUGUUUAUCAAUGUGCAUUAUAAUUUCUAGUCUGAAAAAGGAAAUUGGGUUUAUAGACAGGAAUUGUUUCAACUCAAAUUCCAGGUGUCCCACGUGAAAGAAUCCAGUGAGAAGUUGUUGUUUUAGUAGCUUAUAAAUUUUCCGGGAAAAAGUUUUCCAAGUAGCCAAGCACAUUUUUUCUUUUCUUGGGGUGGAAAAGAAGAGUCGAAGAUGUUGUGUGCAUGUUCAGGAGAGCAAUUUAAGUUGGAAGAGCCACCACAGUCGCCGGAGUCACUCGCCACGAGAGACUUCUCGGCGAGUGGUCUUUCGUCUAGAACCGGAGAUUGGGAAUCAAAGUUUGAGGACAUUCAAGUGGAUGAGGCUGAAUCCACUCUCAAAGAAGCUCUUUCCUUGAAUUAUGAGGAAGCCAGGGCUUUGUUAGGGAGGCUUGAGUACCAAAGGGGAAAUUUUGAAGCUGCACUUCUGGUGUUUCAAGGCAUUGAUAUAAAGGCUUUAACCGCAAGAAUGACCAAGGCCAUUGUUGAGAGAACUAGGCAGAGAAAACCGCGUUCUAAAGGUGGUGAUGUUGUGCCUUCUGGUAUAAUGUCCAUGCACUCUGUUAGCCUUCUUGUUGAAGCUAUAUUGCUCAAGGCAAGAUCAUUGGAUGAACUUGGAAGACAUAUAGAUGCUGCAAAGGAGUGCAAAAUAAUUCUUGAUACAGUCGAGUUGGCGCUGCCUAAUGGAAUGCCUGAGGGCUUUGGUGAAGACUGCAAAUUGCAGGACAUGUUUCACAAAGCAUUAGAGUUGCUCCCAAAUCUGUGGACAAAGGCAGGGUUUCUUGACAAUGCCAUUAUUGCGUAUCGCCGGGCUCUUGUAAAGCCAUGGAAUUUGGAUGCCGAGAGCUUGGCUGCUGUACAAAAAAGCUUAGCAGCCACAUUACUCUAUGGUGGUGUUGAAACAAACCUUCCUCUUCAGUAUCAAGUGUGGGGUACAACUACCCCUAAAAAUAGUAUGGAGGAAGCAAUCCUUUUGUUGUUGAUACUCAUGAGAAAGGUGGCAUUGCAUGAGAUAAAAUGGGAUCCGGAAAUUGUGGAUCACUUAACUUAUGUGCUUUCGGUUUCUGGACUAUUCGAACUAUUAGCCGAGCAUGUGGAGCAGAUUCUUCCUGGAAUUUAUAACCGGGCCGACAGAUGGUACUUCCUUGCUCUAUGUUAUAGUGCUGCAGGCCAGAAUGAAGUAGCCUUGAACCUUUUGAAAAAGGUUGCGGGCUGUUCAGAAGUAAACCACAUAUCCCGGUUUCCUUCUUUUCUCUACGGAGCAAAGCUGUGUUCUCAAGAUCCCAUUCAUGCUCAGGAAGGGAUAGAGUUUUCUCGCAAAGCAAUCAAUUUGGCCAACAAUCAGUAUGAGCAUUUCAGGGGCCAAGCCCAUAAGUUCCUUGGUGUUUGUUUUGGCAAUGCAGCUAGAGCUUCUGUGUCGGAUUCCGAAAGACUUAUUUUUCAAAGAGAGUCUUUGCAUGCUCUAAACAAUGCUGCUCUUGGUGAGAAGAAUGAUCCUGAAGUACUAUUUAGCCUUAGUCUAGAAAAUGCUGUGCAAAGGAAUCUAGAUGCAGCUUUCGACAGCGCAAUGACAUACACUGGUAUGGUGGCUGGCAGCACAGGACGUGGGUGGAAGCUUUUAGCCCUCGUCGUCUCUGCGAAGCAGAAGUUCGAGGAUGCCGAAACAAUAGUUGAUUUUGCUUUGGACGAAGCUGUGAGAACGGAUCAAUUAGAACUUCUCAGGUUGAAAGCUGUGCUACAAGUUGCUCAGGAACAGCCCAAACGAGCAAUAGAGACCUACAGAGUCUUGCUAGCUUUAGCUCAAGCACAGAAGGAACUUCGAACUAAGAAUUCUUCUCAGACAGACAACUUUGAUCACGAGGCAUUAUUAGCGCAAAGAAAGUUGGAAACUGAAGCCUGGCAGGAUUUGGCUAGCAUUUACACAAAACUUGGUUUAUGGCCUGAUGCAAAAGUAUGCAUGGACAAAGCCAAGCUUAUUGAAUUUUACUCUCCUAGUAGUUGGCACACAACGGGACUGUUGUUUGAGGCGCAAGCGUUGUACAAGGAAGCUCUCAUUUCAUUCUCACUCUCCCUGUCGAUACAACCAGAUUAUGUCUCAAGCAUUGUUUCAACUGCUAAAGUGUUGAUGAAACUGGGCAGCCAAUCACUCCCGAUAGCAAGAAGCUUUCUGAUGAACGCUCUACGACUGGAACCAACAAACCACGAAGCGUGGUUUAACCUUGGAUUGCUUUCGAAAUCCGAAGGGUUAUUGCAGCAAGCAGCAGAAUUUUUUCAAGCUGCUCAUGAGCUCAAGAUGUCAGCUCCAGUGCAAAGCAUUGCUUGACAACUUCAAUAACAAUCGGCGAGUUCAUCAUAUCAGUUGUUCUGAAAGAUGGAUUUUCAUGCUUGCUCCACUCAUGUGUUGAUUAAAAUGUAUAAUAUUCCAUGGCUACCGCUUUGUAGCUUUUGAGUCAAAUGUCCUCUCACCGUUGCUUAAUAUUCUAAUACAAUGUAUAGUAUAGCAUUUAAUUGCCCCUUUGAUAAAUCUCAAGUAGUUUUCAGUUCAUCUCUUUUAAAUCAAAAUGCCGUUCCCGUACGCCAUUCACUUGUUAAAUUGUAUCAAAUAUCAAGCAAUUGAAAGCACAUGGUACCUUGCGUCACAAAUUAUUUUGUUGGAUUGUUGCAUUUAUUUUUUCUUGGUGGAAUUUGUUUCAUUGUUCCUCUGCUGAAAUUCAUUCUCUGGUACUUUGACUAGAAAAAAUAAGGGUAAAAGCAGCCCGUCUAUUGAAAAAGGGAGUAUUUGUUUGAAUAGUACAAAUGACAUCAAUGUCAUAUUAGGCUGAGAAAAUUAUGAAAAUAUAGCAUAGUUUGAUUAUUUGAUGGCUCAAAACCGUUUCCUAAAGGUUUCCUCUUUUUUUUGCCUUUCUUUCUUUCUAAUCCACCAUGAAAUUCUCCUAAAAACUAGAUUCGUGCUCGUUUCCAAAGAACAGUUGCAAACAAGGAAUCUGUCACUACGAUUUUUCAAAGGUUAACUAAUCUAAAGUUGCUUCAUUUGGAAAAAACAAAAAAGGCCUGGUCAAAAGUGUUGGGAGAU
Molecule: messenger RNA, 3269 nt
Organism: Morus notabilis
Lineage: Eukaryota; Viridiplantae; Streptophyta; Magnoliopsida; Rosales; Moraceae
Product: protein NPGR1
Exons: 5
Coding region: 372-2519 (715 amino acids)
Molecular function (GO): protein binding
Source: RefSeq, a predicted model, not a curated record